This is a messenger RNA of Fopius arisanus, 2169 nucleotides long. RefSeq names its product Nop2/Sun-like domain containing protein 5 (gene Nsun5). Gene Ontology annotation, molecular function: RNA methyltransferase activity. Gene Ontology annotation, cellular component: nucleolus. Gene Ontology annotation, biological process: rRNA base methylation. Lineage: Eukaryota; Metazoa; Arthropoda; Insecta; Hymenoptera; Braconidae. The transcript has 6 exons. The coding region runs from base 103 to 1875 and encodes 590 amino acids. The record is from RefSeq and is a predicted model, not a curated record.
CGUAUUCAGUAAAAGAGCCCUAACCUCCAUCACCUGCAGUGUAAAUUUGCUCUUUCAUCCCAAAACAAUUAAAACUCCACCGUGAGAAAAAUAUGAGAUAACAUGUCCAACGGUUUUGUACAUUCAAUCCCAGUCCCUAGAUUAUACAAGACAGCAGCUAAAACUGUUCGUCAAGUGACGGAAGAAGGAGCUAGUCUGAAACAACUGAUUUACGAGAAAAAACACCCGAAUCUGAAAGGAGUCUACGCCCUAGCAACAACAACUCUCCACAAUAGUGGAAAACUCAACGAAAUAAUCCGAAAGACUCAAUUAUUAUUCAAAGAGCCUCGUUUUGAUCCUUGGCUAGCUCGUGUCCUCAUAACAGAAUUGAUAUGGGGAAAGGGAGUGCUAAAAAACGAAUCAAAGCCAAUUCAAACGAUUCUCACAUAUGAAAAUGAAAUUCGUCAGCAUUUGCAAAGCUCUACCCCAGAAUCAGCCUCAGAAGAGCCCAAGAAAAAAGAAAAAUCGAGGUAUAUUCGGAUUAACACUUUGGUAAAGAGCGUUGAGGAUGCAAUAGAGGGUUUCAAGUGGGAUGGCUAUGAGCUUUUACCCAGAUCCAAGACUUAUGAAGAGUUUUUGGAGACUGUGAGAAACCUGGGGAACUGGCCCUAUCCAGUGUUCAUCCAAGAUUUUCAUGUGGAAGAGCUCUUUGCUUUUCCAGCCGGAACUCAUUUCUAUGAUCAUCCUGGGUAUAAGUCUGGAGCAAUUAUUCUGCAGGAUAAAGCCAGCUGUUUACCUGCGUAUUUACUGAAUCCUAAACCAGGUUCUGUUGUGCUCGACAUGUGUGCUGCACCUGGAAUGAAGACAACUCAUUUAGCAGCAAUACUGCAGAACAGAGGAAAAGUAAUUUCGGUGGAGAGAAAUAUGCGAAGAUAUCAAGUUCUAUGCGAAAUGGUUAAUCAUGCGAAUACUGAAUGCGUUCAAACGUUUAAUCGAGAUGCGUUGACGUUAAGUCCUGAAGAGUGUGAGGAUGUGCAGUAUAUUUUAGUCGACCCUAGCUGUUCUGGAUCGGGAAUGGAUCGACCUGAAUUCGAAAACAGUCAAGGAAAAUGUGCUCCAGGUCGACUGAAACGUCUCCAAUCAUUCCAAGUUCUUCUUCUUCGUCACGCGUUGUUGAAUUUUCCAACAGUUAAGAGAGUUGUCUACAGCACUUGUUCGAUGUACCCAGAGGAGAACGAAAUGGUCGUCGAUGAAAUUCUAAGAGAUAUUGGAAAAUCCUAUGAACUAGUUUCCGCUAGAAAAUUAUUGGAAAACCACUGGAUAAACUUCAGUUCCAAAGAUUACGAAUGUGGAGAAAAUUGUUUGUACGCUAGACCAAAUAUCGACCAUAGCAAUGGAUUUUUUGUGGCUGUCUUCGAGAGAAAUCCCGAUGUGCCUCUCCCUGAUUCGCACAAGAAGAGAAAAAUGAUUGAAAAUUCAGUGGAUAAUAGUGUAAAAGGAGCUGAUGAAACUCGGAAAGAUAAAAAAGGGAAGAAGAGAAAAAAUAGAGGAGAUUCAGAAACAAAAAGUGAUUACAUGAAAUCGAAUAUUGAUGAGGACUUGAAGGAGGUGAGAAUAUCAGAUGAAUUGAGUGAGGGAAUAAUAAAGAAACGGAAGAAGACACGUGGAAAGGAUGAAAGAGGAAUCGAAAUUAAUUCCCUCGAUGAAGGAAAUAAUUUAAGUAAUAAUGGAGAAACUGAAAAGAGGAAAAAGAAGAAAAAAAGGAAGCAGGAAAAAGAAUCUGUGGAAUGUGACUUUAAUUCAGAUGCUCCUGAGGAAAUUUAUGAAAUGUCUGAGACGCCCCCGAAAACCAAAAAGAAGAAAAAAAGAAAAUCUGACGUUUCCUCGAGUCAAUGAAUGUAAAGUAGAAUUAUAGUCGUAGAUCUCCGCAAUUUCGUUUUUCUCGCAUCCUUCCGUUUCUCCAUUCUACUGCCUCCUGAUUAUAAGAUGUGAACAAUCCAUUGUUUCGUUCCGUGAGGAAUGGAAUUCCGGGCAAAAUAUAAUCGAAAAAUUAAUAUCUCUCGUAUUCCAAUUUACUACGAAGAAUUUUAGUUUAUAUUCGCGUCCCCUAGAGCCCGAUGUAACUAUAACGAGUGUCUAAUGUACAACAAAUAUUGAAUACCUAAUAAAAUUGUUUAUUCUUUAUGAAUA